CCGGAGGAGCCCCUCUUCGUGCGCAGCGAUGUUGGCCAGCGGGGUUGCGCGGGGGGAGCCUGGAGACAAAGGGGCUCAGAACUUUGGGUUUGUGUCCCACUUCGGAGGAUCAGCCUAUUGCACAGGUGAUGUUCUGUUGUGGCUCCAUUUUCAUCCCGACACGCAAGUUCCCUGAGGGGAGGAAAGCUAUUCAUCUGUAGAUCUUAUGGUCUGAUACAUCUGGGGAGUCAAGGCUGAGGGAGAACCAUCUGAAGUAUCACUGGAAAAGGCUGAGGAGCAGAUGCAGGAGCAGAAACUGAGGAGUCAAGAUGGAGCAAAGAGACAAGAGGAGAGACAGACGCACACAGGGGACAAACCUUAUGAAUGCUUGGAGUGUGGAAAGAGCUUCAGUCGGAGUUACAGCCUUACUUCGCAUCAAAGAACUCACACGGGAGACAAACCUUAUGAAUGCUGGGAGUGUGGAAAGAGCUUCAGUCAGAGUAGCUCCCUUACUUCGCAUCAAAGAACUCACACGGGAGACAAACCUUAUAAAUGCUUGGAGUGUGGAAAGAGCUUCAGUGACAAGAGCACCCUUAGUAAACAUAAAAGAACUCACACAGGGGACAAACCUUAUGAAUGCUGGGAGUGUGGAAAGAGCUUCAGUCAGAGUAGCUCCCUUACUUUGCAUCAAAGAACUCACACAGGAGACAAACCUUAUGAAUGCUGGGAGUGUGGAAAGAGCUUCAGUCAGAGUAGCUCCCUUACUUUGCAUCAAAUAACUCACACAGGGGACAAACCUUAUGAAUGCUGGGAGUGUGGAAAGAGCUUCAGUCAGAGUAGCUCCCUUACUUCGCAUCAAAGAACUCACACAGGGGAAAAACCUCAUAAAUGCUUGGAGUGUGGAAAGAGCUUCAGUGUCAAGAGCACCCUUAGUAAACAUAAAAGAACUCACACAGGGGACAAACCUUAUGAAUGCUUUGAGUGUGGAAAGAGCUUCAGUCAGAGUAGUGCCUUUAGUAGUCAUAAAAGAACUCACACAGGGGACAAACCUCAUAAAUGCUUGGAGUGUGGAAAGAGAUUCAGUGACAGUAGUGCCUUUAGUAAACAUAAAAGAACUCACACAGGGGACAAACCUCAUAAAUGCUUCGAGUGUGGAAAGAGCUUCAGUCGGAGUGGCCACCUUACUUCGCAUCACAGAAUUCAUACAGGGGACAAACCUUAUAAAUGCUUUGAGUGUGGAAAGAGCUUCAGUCAGAGUAGCCACCUUAGUUCGCAUCAAAGAAGUCACACAGGGGACAAACCUUAUAAAUGCUUCGAGUGUGGAAAGAGCUUCAGUCAGGGUAACACCCUUACUUUGCAUCAAAGAAUUCAUACAGGGGACAAACCUUAUAAAUGCUUUGAGUGUGGAAAGACCUUCAGUCAGGGUGGCCACCUUACUUUGCAUCAAAGAAGUCACACAGGGGACAAACCUUAUAAAUGCCUGGAGUGUGGAAAGACCUUCAGUCGGGGUGACCAACUUACUUCACAUCACAGAUCUCACACAGAGGACAAACCUUAUAAAUGUUUGGAGUGUGGGAAGACCUUCAGGUGGAGUAGCUCCUUUACACAACAUCAAAGAACUCACAAGGGACAAAUGUUAUCGAUGCUUGGAGUGUGGAAAGAGAUUCAGUCAGAGUAGCCACCUUAGUUC
Messenger RNA from Rhineura floridana, 1669 nucleotides. Its product is annotated as zinc finger protein 135-like. Bases 281 to 1657 code for a protein of 458 amino acids. NCBI's taxonomy places the organism in Eukaryota, Metazoa, Chordata, Lepidosauria, Squamata, Rhineuridae. The record is from RefSeq and is a predicted model, not a curated record. Gene Ontology annotation, cellular component: nucleus. The transcript has 3 exons.